This is a messenger RNA of Adineta ricciae, 3111 nucleotides long. The record is from the annotation of a GenBank genome assembly. Lineage: Eukaryota; Metazoa; Rotifera; Eurotatoria; Adinetida; Adinetidae.
AUGACAGCGAAAGUUCAUUGGAAACGGCUUGAUGGAACUAUCGGCCAAAAUCCCAAGCCUCGUCAUGGACAUCGAGCAGUAGCUGUCAAAGAUUUGAUUAUUAUAUUUGGUGGAGGGAAUGAAGGCAUUGUCGAAGAUCUCAAUGUGUUCAAUUGUGCUACAAACCAUUGGUUUCAACCAUUAGUGAAAGGUGAUAUUCCAACAGGCUGUGCUGCAUUCGGUUUUGCUACUGAUGGUAUACGAAUUCUUGUGUUCGGCGGCAUGGUGGAAUAUGGCAAAUAUUCAGCAGACCUCUGGGAAUUGAAUCCGUUAAAAUGGGAAUGGAGAAAGUUGAAACCUAGACCACCUCGAACAGCUCCAUUACCAUGUGCUCGUCUUGGACAUACAUUAACAUAUGCAGAAGGAAAGUUUUAUCUCUUCGGUGGUCUGGCUAAUGACAGCAAAGAUCCAAAACAGAAUGUUCCCCGAUAUUUAAAUGAUCUGUAUGUACUUGAAUUCAAGGGAAAUAGUUGUAGCUGGGAACAGCCGAUGAUUACGAAUACAUUACCAGCUGAACGCGAAUCGCAUUCAUGUGUGUUCUAUCGUGGUGAAAUUGAAAAUCGUCCGAAGUUGCUGGUCUAUGGUGGAAUGAAUGGUCAUCGUUUAGGAGAUCUUUGGAGUUUUCAUCUCGAUUUUCUACAGUGGACACAAAUAACACCGAGUGGUUUAUCUCCACAACCACGUAGUCUGCAUUCAGCAGUUGUGAUCGGCAAUCGGAUGUAUAUAUUCGGCGGCUGGGUUCCAUUAGUUCCCGUGGACAAGAAUGAUCAUUAUUCGAACGAAAAAGAAUGGAAGUGUACGAAUACAUUAGCAGCAUUCAAUCUAGAAACAAAUUCUUGGGAACUUCUUGGACAAGAAUGUCUCGAAGAUAAUGUACCACGAGCACGUGCUGGCCAUUGUGCAGUGACCGUUAAUACGAGAAUGUAUAUUUGGAGCGGACGAGAUGGAUAUCGAAAAGCAUGGAACAAUCAAGUUUGUUGUAAAGAUCUGUGGUGUUUGGAAACAGCUAUUCCAGGCGAACCAGAAAAAGUGCAAUUACUCAAAGCAGGAAUCGGCAAUCUAGAAAUAUCGUGGGCUCCUGUACCUACCGCUGAUUCCUAUAUUUUACAAAUACAAAGAAUCGAUACACCAGUUGAACAACCUGUACCAGUACCACCGACGCUUCCGACUACGUCUCAACCAUCGACACAUCAUCCACCUUUACCAUUGCAAUCGAUAUCCGCUUCACUCUUCGCUUCAAAGAGUCCACAAUCCGUACUCGCAUCGUUAAUUCCGACAUUUUCAAACGAGCAACAAACACCCAGUGCAUCAGUCUCCGCAAUAUCUGAUACAGAUGCUGUUGUCGAUCCCUGUCUUCCCUCGACAUCAAAGUCGGACCUUUUAUCAUUAGCUCAUCUGUCGUCGUCGCAAACACCGUUAUCAGCAUCGAUUAGUACACUCAAUGCUCAGACAUUGCCAAAUCUAUCUUUAUCACCUCCGAACAGUACUAAUAAUUCUUCAUUAUUGUUCCAAAAAACGACACCAACAUCUAUUCCCUCGUCUAUGCAAUACAAUCAAACAGCGACUAUAUUAAAUCCUACACAAACCGUUCGACCAGCGACAACAUCGAGUAUUCAAUUUGUUAAUACUUCGUCUACCGGUGCUAAUAAUACUGUUCGUCCAAUCAUAUUCCACCCAAAAACGACGACAAACUCACCUCAACCACAACUUCUCACCGUUAUGCCUGCAGGUGUUCGUGUCCAGCAACUAACACCUGUCGUACGAGGUUCGUCUACUCAACCGACAACAAUCGUCCGUCUCAUGUCACCAGCAGGUACAACCGUUCGACCAGGCACAGGUCAACAACAAAUCAUACAACUGAAUACUACUAAACAACAACAACCACCACUAGUGAUCAAGGCAAUCACUGCACAAACAUCGAACCGACCACAAUCUCAGCAAUCAGUAUUGUUGUCAUCUAAUACCCAACAAAAGCCUGCAGCACAACAGCAAGUAUUAGUUUUGAAUCAGAACGCGUUUUCGAAUAUGGGUGGACAGCAGCCUAAAUUUACUAUACAAAUGACAAACGUCGAUCAGGCAAAUACACCGGCAGCUCAUACAACAGCGAGCACUGAUAAUGGUCAACAAGAAUCUAAUUUACCUCAAUUAGAUGGAAGUAUAGAUGAUUUGCCUCCACAAAACGGUACAUCUGAGUUACAAACUUCUUCUAGUCCAGCAUCACAACAGUCAGCAACGAAUGUGUCAUCACGACCAUUGACAAAUGAUCACGAAACGCUCAAUGGUAAUUCGAAACAUGAUAUCCAACAACCGACAGUAUCAAAUGAUUCGAAACCCAUUGAUAGCGAUGGCUGGCACCUGGUAGGAACAUUCAAAACCACAACAGCUGAUAUCAAACAUUAUUAUGUUGUACCAUCAAAAAUUCAUCUUGACAACUAUGAUCUUGAUUCACUUCAAGUGCAAAAUUUGGUGAAAAGAGUUGAUCUCGAGCCGGGUGUUAUCUAUAAACUUCGUAUAGCUGCUGUAAACUCUUGCGGUCGUGGCCCAUGGAGCGAAGCAUCAGCAUUCAAGACUUGCCUACCAGGUUCACCACCUGCUCCAUCGAAUAUCAAGAUUACAAAGACAGCAGACGGCGGUGCUCAUUUAACUUGGGAUCCUCCAUCGAAUGCAUCAUCGAUGAUCACUGGCUAUGCAGUUUACUUAGCAGUUAAGAAUACUUCCACCGACAAUGCAUCCACACGCCCUCAAUCACAGCAAGCAUCACAAAUGGCAUUUGUUCGUGUCUAUGGUGGUGUUGCAGCUGAAUGUUCAGUUAACGCUGUUCAACUUCAACAAGCACAUCUCGAUACGACGACGAGUAGUAAACCAGCAAUAAUCUUUCGUAUUGCUGCACGUAACGAACGCGGAUACGGGCCAGCAACUCAAGUUCGAUGGCUGCAAGAUCAACAACAGAUUGCUGCGAACCAUUCGGCUGCAAACAAUUCGUUGAAGCGAACUAGCUCGAAUACAAAUUCUUCCGGUACAGGAAUAAAAAAACCACGAUCCUUGCCAACAAAUGGUGCAACUGAUGGUUAA